AACCAACCGGAUAAAUAAACGAUAUUAUACAGGGGAGAUUUGCAGCAGUAGUCACACGUGGAGACGAACAUAUGCCUCCCAGCUUCCUGUCCCCCUGUCCGCCUCAGAGGACACGGAGCAGGCUGCAGCCAUGGGACAGCAUCUCACCGACUGGAGCGGCGGCGCUGGGCCGAUCGAAGACAGAAAAGGUGGGGCUAAGAGGAACCCCACAUGCACACGCUGACGGCUGGUUUGAGCUCCUUAUCCAACGCAGACAUUUUUACAUUGUUUAUCAACCAAGUCUCAGCAGCUUUUUUUCGGGGUUUUCUUGCCACACCACGACGACUUUCACAUCGUUGGAUAUGUCCAUUAUUGACCAAAGGGAAAAUGGCACAAUCACAUUGUGGGACAUAUCCAGAAAGAGUUUGAAUGAUUUAAGAUGUACUUCAUACAGUCAAGGCAGAGAACAAGAGCUGAUCACACAUAUUUUCUGAUGCAGAAGAAGAUCUAUUCAUGACUCUGACCAAACCUACGUUAUGACUGAAUUGGAAGCUCCUGGGGUGGUGGAUCAUCCCCCAAACUACAUAAUCUUUGUGGUGGUCUUCCUCUUCUUCCUCACCGGACUGUUUGGCUUCCUCUUCUGCCAGCUACUGAAGAAGAAGGGCUACCGCUGCCGCACUGGAGACAUGGACGAUGAAGAGGAGGAAGAGAAGCUUGGAGGAAAUAUAGACGAUGAGGACGAGGAGAACCAGGACACAGUGGAGCAGAUCCUCAAAUGCAUUAUUGAAAAUGAAGCCAAUAUGGAAGCCUUCAAUGAAAUGUUUGGAAACCAUGUGCACCAUGACCCCAGGUUGCGUAAGGAGUCCGUUGGUAGUGUUCCUCCCCAUCACCACACAGUCCACUCUGGCACCGACCACAACACCUGUCACCUGUGUGCCCAGGUCCGAUCUAAGAAAGCCCGGAGACAAAGUCGAACCCCCCGCUCGAAACAACGACCGGGAGAGCAGACUGUCUUCUCGGUUGGCAGGUUCCGGGUGACGCACACUGAUAAGAAGCUUCACGGAGGUCCUAAUCCAUUGGUUGGUUCAGGAGACCAGCUGGACCAAUCACAGGACAGUGAGGAGCGUAAGGAAGGCGUGUACAAUCUCAGAAGCAUGUUCAAAGAUGUCAGAUCACCUUCAGAGGGCUCUAAUGGGGUUACUGUGAAUGUGGGGAAACGUAGGAAGAGUGUAACUCUAUUUGGGUUAAGGCGCAGCAGCGACCCAAUUGACAUUAAAGAAGAAGGAACAAGAAAGGACACUGGAGGUGUUAGAUUUGCAAUUCAGCAGCAACCUGUAGUGUUGGAGGAACUCAUGCGGGCAGAGAACAUUGAAGUUGCUAAUGUAAAGAAUACUAAACCUGGUAUUAAACCUGAAACCGAGCCGUCAAAGAGUCAAACGGCUGGUUCUAUUAAUUUCUCCCAAGGUAAGGAUCUUGUGUUCAAAUCUUCCAGUGAGAUUUCUACUGCUUCUGCCCCAAGCUCUCUUCCAAUUCCAUCUCCUGGUUCAUCUGCACAUUUAUUUAAGACAACAGCAAAACAACAAUAUGGUGUUGAGGAUAAGGUGUUAAAAAAUGAAGAUGAUUUUGAUCCUGGACCGCUACAGACCUCUACACCCAUUGUCCCCAUGCCUGAAUUCAUUCCUGUGUUCACUCCCGUCAGUCCUACUGGUAAACCUGAACAAUGUUCAAGCCAAUGUUUCUCGACUACCAAAACAACAUUUGAUCCAAGCUCUAGCCUAGAUCUGGAAUCAGGUCUUGGCCAGAAACUAGCUUUAAUAAGCGUAGGUCCAUCUCCUCCAUCUUCAUUACCAAUCAAGGCUCAAUCUUCAUCCUCUUUAAAGAUGCCUACCUCACCCUUGGUGGUCAUACCACUGACUUUGAAUUCAGGAAGUGAGGUGUCUGUAGCAUCUAUGACCAAAGGGGAUCCGAUUUCAAGUCCAUUAUUUCCAAAGGAACCAAACCUGGAAGCGCCUAUAACCCCAAAGAUGGAAGAAAAGACAGAAAAAAACAUGUUAUGUAUUCUCAAAAUGGCUAAACCUUCACCAGUUGAGGAAGAUUCUAAAGGCACUGCGCUAUACCCUCUUACUGAUCAGCUUUUUAAAGAUAGACUGAGCAGUUUGCCUCGGUCACCGUCCAGUUCACUGUGCCCAUCCUCCCCUAUGGGAAACAGAAUAAGCAGUUCGAACAUCUUUAAAGCCAGCCCUGACAGCAAGAGACAGUUUCCGGUAGACACAAUGAUGGAGGAUGAAAUAUCCUUUCCCUCAACAAAGAAACAGAACGGAGCAACCUCUGAAAAAGCAGGAAUUAGUCCAGCUGUUGGUCAGGAAGGAGAGGUUUAUGUUUCAGGUGUUGCACAAUGUGAAAGUCAAUGUGAAAAGACUCCUAGAGCAGAAGUUAUUGCAAUUGCGAGUAAAGUGAAAGAUGAUAUGGUGGAGAUGGAAGAUAUUAGAGACUGCAAAGUGACACAGGUGCAAGAGGAAGAGAGGGUAGAGGAGGAGAAGAUGGUAAACAUUUAGUCAAAGUAGGAAUGAUAGGUAAAGUCUCAUAUGGAGAUGGUUGAGCAUUCAGUUUUGAUAAUCCAAAGAAAGAAAGGAAGAGUGUCUCAACGUGGUGGACUUUGAGAAAGGAAAUGUAGAAGUGAUAAAAUGAAUUAAUUAUGGACAUGAAUUUUAUCAUGUAACUACAGCAGUGGAUCAGUUGCUGUGAAACUAGGCUGCCCUGACUAGCUGGUUGACUAAUUCCAAUGUUUGAUUUAGAUGAUGAUACAACAAAUGUUAAAUGUUUUAGCCUUUUUACCACAUGUCACAGAUACUUUACAUCAUAGCUAAGCAUUUUACAGACCGUGCUUUUGUGUUUUUGAUUUUACAGGCCGGUCAUGGGGGAUUUUUUGAAUGGUAUUAUCACUAGCAGGCCAUUUAGUUGCCUGAUGGGUUAAUUUGCAUAUUGUCGCUUAAUUGAGUUACUAAUGGCCUGAUUACAUUUAAGUCUUUCACCAGAGCUGUAUGACUAAUUGCUUUAUUCAUGAACUAUUAUAUAGUAUUGAUGUAUAUAUUUGUUAAGUGCUGGCAACCCCUAAUUUCAUCAAUUGAUUGAUUGUGAAUCACCAUUUACUUUACAACAUUUACUUACUCUUUAGGCAGGUUGGCCAAUGGAGAUGUCUCAGUUCGUGAAUAUGCAAGUAUUUCUGUUUAACCUAUAUCCAUACCAUCAUGGCAUACAGCAAGAUGCAAAACACAGUUAGUACCAUGACAACGUAUCUUAAAACUCUGCAAAUACCAACACUCAGUCAGUGCCCCUCAGCAUCUAAUGGAGCCUUGAGCAACUGCAUGAGACAACCAAGGCAUUUAACAAACUCCACUUUAAUUGUGUCGGUAUUAGAUGAUCAGUGCAACUGACUAAGCACAAAAAUCUGUGAAAGGAUGAGUUAGGACUGUAAAAUAAACAAGGUCUUUCAUUAAGAAGACCAAUGUUCUUUUCCAGUGAGAGACCAGUGUAAUAAAAAGUUAAAGUUAAUUAAAAAAUACUUUAAAAGUAGUUUUGUUGUGUAAACCUAACCAAGUAAAUGCAGCAACUAAAUAAACCUAGGUUAAAAGUUAAUACAGAAUGUUUGUAACGAGCACAAACUGAAUGCAUCCGGUGAUGAGAGAAUUUAUUUUGAAAAAUACUAAAUAGGUCAGCCUAAGCGCUUACACAUCCAAAACUGAGGCUGACUCGCAUUAUAGCUCGAAAUGCAAGGCCACUUGCCAAGUGUUGGUAUUUGACGAGCUAGAUGUGAGACAUUUUCAAAAAUGUUUUUUUUUUACUAGUCUUGUUAUUGUAAGACUUUUCUCUGCUCAUCUGCUAUCUUGUUCAACAUGAUUGAAACAUGAUAAUGCAAAACAAUGGCAAAAAGUGAUCGACAGCAAAUACAGCCAUAAACUGUUAUAGAAUGUAUUGAUGCUAAGUAGUACAAAGCAAUGCCACAGUAUUACGGAGUGGAAGUGCCAUAUAUGAAAUAAGCUUGAAACUUCCAGAGAAUUGCAUCUGCUGUCCUUAAAGGUGUGGAACUUAAUAAUGAUUUUGGCAUGUGCUCCGAAAGUGGCAUAUCCAUGAUAAAAAGUGUAAUAACUA
Molecule: messenger RNA, 4128 nt
Organism: Gasterosteus aculeatus aculeatus (three-spined stickleback)
Lineage: Eukaryota; Metazoa; Chordata; Actinopteri; Perciformes; Gasterosteidae
Source: RefSeq, a predicted model, not a curated record